Molecule: messenger RNA, 948 nt
Organism: Solanum lycopersicum (tomato)
Lineage: Eukaryota; Viridiplantae; Streptophyta; Magnoliopsida; Solanales; Solanaceae
Source: RefSeq, a predicted model, not a curated record
CUCUCUUUAUAGUGUCUCUAAAAAAAAAGCUCUAUAUAUUUGGUGUUGUUCCUUCUUUCAUCUUGAAUUAACCAUUUCUUCUUCCUUUUUUUUCUCUUCAAAUAAACAAAAAAAAUAAAAUACAUCAAAAAAUGGCAAGUUGCAUUGAUGUUGCUUCUGAUCAACUUUGCUAUAUCCCUUGCAACUUUUGCAAUAUUGUUCUUGCGGUGAGUGUUCCAUGCAGUAGCCUAUUUGAUAUUGUGACUGUUCGUUGUGGACAUUGCACAAAUUUAUGGUCCGUUAAUAUGGCAGCUGCAUUUCAGUCCUCUUCUUCUGCUUCGUGGCAAAAUCAUCAGGUUCAGGUUCCAAACUACACUGCUCCUGAGUAUAGGAUGGAUUUUGGUUCAUCAACCAAAUGCAACAUGAACAGGAUGUCAAUGAGAACUCCAAUCACAAACAAUGUUCACGAGGAGAGGAUUGUCAAUCGACCUCCCGAGAAGAGGCAGAGAGUACCUUCUGCAUAUAAUCAGUUCAUAAAAGAAGAAAUUCAGAGGAUUAAAGCUAAUAAUCCAGAUAUCAGUCACAGGGAAGCAUUUAGUACUGCUGCCAAAAAUUGGGCACACUUCCCUCAUAUUCACUUUGGACUCAUGUUGGAGAGCAACAAUCAAGCCAAACUUGCUUGUGGGAGCAGAAAACUAUAAAUUACUUUGCAAGACAAAUAAAAGAUCUUCAUUUCAUGAAGCUGUGUGUGAACUUGAAGACAAGAGUGUGACAUUCAAGAUGUUCUAUGGAGUGUGGACAUUAUAAACUAUAUAUUAUAAUUAUGUCUCUUUUUUUUUUUUCUAAUUAAUUUGUUGUAUUUCAACUUAUAUAUUGUUGAAAAAACUAAGUUUCUUUAAUUAUCAUUGUCUUCCUCUUAUCAAUUGUCUUUCUCUAAUGAAAGAAAACUUUAGAGAGGUUUCUCCAUCA